Molecule: messenger RNA, 11777 nt
Organism: Balaenoptera musculus (blue whale)
Lineage: Eukaryota; Metazoa; Chordata; Mammalia; Artiodactyla; Balaenopteridae
Gene: AGAP1
Product: ArfGAP with GTPase domain, ankyrin repeat and PH domain 1
Exons: 20
Coding region: 469-3936 (1155 amino acids)
Cellular component (GO): nucleus
Molecular function (GO): protein binding; GTP binding; GTPase activator activity
Source: RefSeq, a predicted model, not a curated record
CUCGCCCGCGGCCGGCGCAGCUGCCCGCGUGUCCCGAGCCCACGGAGUGGAGGAGGCUGCGGAGCCGCCGAACUGUGCAGAAAAGGCCCGAGAAUGAGAGCGGGCCCCGCGCCGUAGACAAUGAAGCCGCGGGCGCCGCCGCCCGCCCCGGGCCUUGCGCGCCGCGACCGCACCUGCCGGCGAGACAGUCCCCACGCCUGACCGCCCGCCCGCCCGGCCCCGCCGGCCCAUGGCUCGGCGCCCCGGACCCGGACCCCCGCACUCGGGCCGCGCGGCGCACGGGCCGGCGGGCGCCAGGGGCGCCGUUCCCGCAGCCUGAGCGCGGCCCUCGCGGUGAGCGGGGGGCGUGGACCCUGUUCGGGCUCGCCCGCCCUCCGCGGCGACCGCCCCGACCGUGCGGCCCGGCCACGGCGCGCUGGAUGCGGCGGAGCCCCGGCGGGCGGCGCGGCGGCCGCGGUCCCGGGAGAUAUGUACCUGCUGGACGACAGCGGCGAACCCGCGUCUCCGCCCGCGGACGCGAUGCCGCGCGGGACGCCCCCCAGGAAGACCGUCUACCGCAUCUCCGUGACCAUGGUCCGGAAGGAGCAGCUGGGCGCGCCGGGCCCCGGCGGCCCCGACCCGCGCCCGGCUCGGAGGCCCCGGCCCGCGCGCUCCCCGGACGCACCCGGGCGGCUAGUGGAGGAGGCGGAGGAGGUGGCGUGCGCUGAGGACCCCGAGGGCCGCCGGCCUCGCGGCUGGGACUUCCGCACCUUCCGCACCCGCAGCACUGGGCAGCUGGAGCUCGGGCGGCUCCGGCCGUGCGCACGCGGCCCGGAGCCCGAGGCCCUGGCCGGCAGCCCCCCGGCAGUGGAGGAGGGGCCCGGCUCGCCCGCUCCCGGCAGUCCCGACGUGGAGGGGGCUCGAGCCGCGCCCUUGCGGCGGAGCCUCAGCUUCAGGCACUGGAGCGGGCCCGAGGCGCCGCGGGGCCAGGCCCUGGGUCGCGGGAGGCGCCACAGCAGCUCCGGGAGCCUGGCCUGGGCUCCGGGCGGCGAGGCCGUGGCCGACCCCGGGGCCGCCCUGGAGCCCGCGGCCUCCGGGCAGCCCGCCUCGGAGAAGCGCAACACCCUGGACGUGGGCGAGGUGCUCAGCAAGAACGACGCGCUCUCGGAUCUGGAGCGCUGGGAGCGCAGCAAGAGCAAGAACCGCACGCUGGACAACAGCGACCUGCAGCGGCUGGAGCGCGCGCGGGCGGCGGCCGCGGGCUCCGGCGCGGCGUUGGAGCACCGGCUGCUGCGCUUCUUCAGCGGCAUCUUCGCGCGCAGGGACGGCGCGACCGGCGGCGGUCCCUCCCCGCGGAGCGGCGCCUCGCGGCCGCGCGGCUACUUCAGCAGCCUGCGGCGGGCCCCGGCCGACGCGCACUCGUCCAGCGCCGAGAGCAUCGACGGGUCCCCGCGCAGAGAUGCCUUUGUGAACAGCCAGGAAUGGACAUUAAGUCGAUCCGUCCCGGAGCUCAAAGUGGGCAUUGUGGGUAAUUUGGCCAGCGGCAAGUCGGCCCUGGUGCAUCGCUAUCUGACCGGCACGUACGUCCAGGAGGAGUCUCCCGAAGAUAUGGAUGCAGGUGGCAGAUUCAAGAAAGAGAUUGUUGUUGACGGACAGAGCUAUCUGCUGCUGAUCAGAGAUGAAGGGGGCCCUCCAGAGGCACAGUUUGCCAUGUGGGUGGACGCUGUUAUAUUUGUCUUCAGCUUGGAGGAUGAGAUAAGUUUCCAGACGGUCUACCACUACUACAGCCGGAUGGCCAACUACCGGAACACGAGUGAGAUUCCGCUGGUCCUGGUGGGAACCCAGGAUGCCAUCAGCUCCACCAACCCGCGGGUCAUCGACGACGCCAGGGCGCGGAAGCUCUCCAGCGACCUCAAGAGGUGCACGUACUACGAGACGUGCGCCACGUACGGGCUGAACGUGGAGAGGGUCUUCCAGGACGUUGCCCAGAAGAUCGUUGCCACGAGGAAGAAGCAGCAGCUGUCCAUCGGGCCCUGCAAGUCCCUACCCAACUCUCCGAGCCACUCGUCUGUCUGUUCCGCACAGGUGUCUGCCGUGCACAUCAGCCAGACAAGUAACGGAGGCGGGAGUCUGAGCGACUAUUCCUCCUCUGUCCCGUCCACGCCAAGCACCAGCCAGAAGGAGCUGCGCAUCGACGUACCGCCCGCGGCCAACACGCCCACGCCCGUCCGCAAGCAGUCCAAGCGCCGGUCCAACCUCUUCACCUCUCGGAAAGGGAGUGACCCAGACAAAGAGAAAAAAGGCCUGGAGAGCCGGGCGGACAGCAUCGGGAGCGGUCGAGCCAUCCCAAUUAAACAGGGCAUGCUGCUGAAGCGAAGUGGCAAAUCAUUGAACAAAGAAUGGAAAAAGAAAUACGUCACCCUGUGUGACAACGGUGUGCUGACCUAUCAUCCAAGUUUACAUGAUUACAUGCAGAAUGUUCAUGGCAAAGAGAUUGAUCUUCUGAGAACCACUGUGAAAGUCCCAGGGAAGAGGCCCCCCCGAGCCACGUCGGCCUGCGCGCCCAUCUCCAGCCCGAAAACCAACGGCCUGUCCAAGGACAUGAGCAGCUUGCACAUCUCACCAAAUUCAGGGAAUGUCACUAGUGCGCCUGGGUCUCAGAUGGCGAGCGGCGUCAGCCUGGGCUCCUUCAACAGCCGACCGGACGGCAUGCAGCAACGGUCCUACUCUGUCUCCAGUGCCGACCAGUGGAGCGAGGCUACGGUCAUUGCAAACUCAGCCAUCAGCAGUGACACGGGGCUCGGUGACUCCGUGUGCUCCAGCCCAAGCAUCUCCAGCACCACCAGCCCCAAGCUCGACCCGCCCCCCUCCCCUCACGCCAACAGAAAGAAGCAUCGGAGGAAGAAAAGCACCAGCAACUUCAAGGCCGAUGGCCUCUCAGGCACUGCUGACGCCAAACGCAAAGCAUGGAAACUAAACCGUGUUGGUAGCCUGCGAAAUAUCCACAACAGCAGCACCAACACCGAAGAACAAGAAGAAAACUUUGAGUUUAUCAUUGUGUCCCUCACUGGCCAGACGUGGAACUUUGAAGCCACCACCUACGAGGAGCGAGACGCAUGGGUCCAGGCCAUUGAGAGCCAGAUCCUCGCCAGCUUACAGUCGUGCGAGAGCAGCAAGAAUAAGUCCCGACUGACCAGCCAGAGUGAGGCCAUGGCCUUGCAGUCGAUACGGAACAUCCGAGGGAACUCCCACUGUGUGGACUGCGAGACCCAAAAUCCCAACUGGGCCAGUUUGAACUUGGGAGCCCUCAUAUGCAUUGAGUGCUCAGGGAUCCACCGGAAUCUUGGCACCCACCUUUCUCGAGUCCGAUCUCUGGACCUUGAUGACUGGCCCAUUGAGCUUAUCAAGGUGAUGUCGUCCAUUGGGAAUGAGCUGGCCAACAGCAUCUGGGAGGAGAGCACCCAGGGGCGGACGAAGCCCUCGCUGGACUCCACGAGGGAAGAGAAGGAGCGGUGGAUCCGGGCCAAGUACGAGCAGAAGCUCUUCCUGGCCCCGCUGUCGUGCACGGAGCUGUCCCUGGGCCAGCACCUGCUGCGGGCCACCGCCGACGAGGACCUGCGGGUGGUCAUCUUGCUGCUGGCGCAUGGCUCCCGGGACGAAGUGAACGAGACCUGCGGGGAGGGGGACGGCCGCACGGCACUGCACCUGGCCUGCCGGAAGGGCAAUGUGGUCCUGGCCCAGCUCCUCAUCUGGUACGGGGUGGACGUGAUGGCCCGCGACGCGCACGGGAACACGGCGCUGGCCUACGCGCGGCAGGCCUCCAGCCAGGAGUGCGCCGACGUCCUGCUGCAGUACGGCUGCCCCGACGAGCGCUUCGUGCUCAUGGCCACCCCCAACCUGUCCAGGAAGAACAAUAACCGGAACAACAGCAGUGGGAGGGUGCCCACCAUCAUCUGAGGACCGGCGGUGCCCGCAGCCUCCCGCGCGCCCUCAGGGAUCACGCCACGUGAGUCCCAUCGCGUCCCCUCACUCCUCCUGGUGGUCCCCAGCCAACCCUCCACGCCUCCACCCCCCCUCACGCCAAGCGAAAUCACAAAACCCGGAUGGGUCCUCAAGGGGCGAAGAGGAGGCCCAGAGGCUGCAGCAUUGAUUCCUUUGCAUAAACUCCCCUGAUCAACACACAGGAGCGACCGGCGGGCCUGGGUUCGUUGAUAGUAGCACAUGGCGCCGGACCCUGGUCCUGGUCCCCUCGUGGCCGGGGGAGACAGAGCGUGGCACAAGGGCGGGACAUGGGGGAGGGGAGGCGCGCAGCCAGGAGAAGGGGUAACUCUCCUUAACUGGCAGUUCAGCACAUCAGUACAUUUCACCUCUACCAGACGGAACACUUGGGUUUCAUCUCUUCUCCGAGGAGCUUGACGGCAUAAAUCAGAAGCAAGCAGAGUUUUGUCAGGUUUGAAAGCCCCUAUGAUGGUAUGUGUCAAAUCAGUUGUAGCUAAUCUGUCCAGGGAGAAUACUGGCUUCAUUACACUCGUAUAGUUGAGUUCUUCCAGCAUUACCGCUGUUUAAUAGAACAUGAUUAGUCAUCACCGAGAAGAAAGCAUAUUAGCCAAGGAGGUAGUUACACAGCACGCUCUGAUGAUUGCCACGAUGUGAUUGCAAUACUCUUAGAAGCAUCAUAUUAUCCCAGACAUGUUCUUUCAAGCCCUUGGAGCCCUCCUUUCUAAAUUCACUGUCAUAAUUUAGUAUCUGUUUAAUUUUUCAGUCCAAAGAGGAAAUCAGUUGCCGAGUAUUAUUUGACUGCAGUCUCCUUGGCACAAAAACAAAAUGGAAAAAAUAAAUAAGAGUGACUUGGAAGUUCAAAAGGAAAUCACGAAUUCAGCUAACAACAGCAUUUUGAGCACAUUUAGUGAACUAAGUAAAUGCAUAAAAGGCUAUUUUAGCCCAAACCUGAGAGAUAGUUUGUGUCCUUUUGCCAAGGUGGGUGUCUUGGGUCUCAGUCACUCUGGGGCCGUGUUGCCCAAGUCACACAGGCUUCUGUAUUCUGUCUUUAGAUGAGAUGUGUUGAAAAUCUAUUUGAAUAAAAGAAGUUCAUAAAUAUGCAUUGAUUUCUGUACAGACAAAUGGCACCUCUGUUAAUUUAUAAAUUGAACUGGAUGUGAACUAAUAAUAUGCAACUAGUUGAGAUAAGAGGGUUACAGAUCAUUGUACACGGGAAAUAUUCCCAGCAGUAAACACUUCCAUUAAUGUGAUAUACAGCUUCUAAAAAGGAGCAUAUCAGAAUAAGAUGGUGGUACAAUUUGCUUAUUAAAAUCAAGAAAGGGGGGGAUAAAAGCAUAUUAGAGGGGGAAAGAGGCAUGUGAUUCCUUGUUACUGGAAAGCACGAUUUAGAUCUGACCCUACUUUUGCCCACCCAGAGGAACAGGCUGUGGCAACGCGGGGGGUGACUUUCCAAAUCCCAGACCCGGGCGCUUUGCAGAGGUCCAUCCUGACCGCCGCUGCCGAUUUGGGAGCACAGACUGACUCAUGAAACGCCCUGAGACUUUUUUUUUUUUUGCCUGGUGGCCAGGCCCGUCAUUUUAGUACAUCGCCCGAUUUGCCGUCGUCAUGGUUUCUGGCUGCUUCAGACUUCGGCCACCUUCAACGUGGUGGCCAAACAUAGUAAACCAGAUCGUGACACCUUAGGUGAAAAAGAAAAGGGGGCAACUGUGCCUUGAGCCCUUUGGCAGUAUGACGGGGGAGAGGGCGUCACCUUGAAGGAUGGCCUGGGACCGAUGUAGCACAGAAACAUAGGGCCACGUUCACCCUGCCGCCUCCGGGGAAGUUCCUUGCUCUCGUAUAUUAAACCUUCUAUUUUGUAAGAGUUUUUCCUCUUCUUUCACUUUUUAAAGAAAAAUUAAAGUAGGUGGGGAAAAAAUAAAGCUUUACACAGUUUCUACCUGGGUCAGUGUUUCAUGGGCAUUUCUAAGCUUGAUGCAGCUCAGUGGAACUCGGCGGUUUCCCAGGAUAACAGGUGUGGAAGCCUCCAGCCUGGGAGCCUUGACAACAGGUCCGUAAUCCCUCCACCCGAUUUUUAAUUCUGUUUCAUCGCUGUGUGGUUAUUUUAAAUGUGAAUAGAGGAAAAAAGAAAGUCCUUCCUGUUUCUGAAGAAACGCAUUACUCUUCUAUCCAGCCACGCGCAUUGGCCUCCCCAUUAGCGUAGACGUUAUGUAGUGAACGCAGAUAGAGUAUAAACGAAAUUCCUUAAAUUAUUUCAUUGUAGUUAAUUCCCACUGUAGGAAUGCUUUAUCACAGUGAAGCCCUUCUUUGAAAAGAACGGAAUUCCUUGUAAGGCUUCUCUUGGGAUGUAUAUGAGUGUGUACAGAUUAUUAUAUGUGUUUAUAAUAUAAUAUUUUCCCAGAUGACUUCUUUUUUCACUUAGCCUUUCACGACCUGAAUGCUAGACUGGUUUCUUCCCUUCCCUCCCUCGAGCGCUGGGACUUCAUUGAUUCCUCCUUAGAAAACUCGACCCCUCUCCUGCUAUUUUUAGCGAUAUUGAUCUGCUGCAGGGGGCAGCCUGCUUUCUCGAGCCCGAGUUUUGGCAACAGAGAAAAGGCGGUAGUGGGUUUCAAGGGUUUUCUUUUAAAAUAAAGGUGGCCGGCGGCCUCGUCUGUUUGUAUGUCAGUGUCAAAACUAGAAGUCCUUUCUUUGCUGACAACGCUCUCAUUGCCAUCUUAAAGCCUUACUAACACCAAGGCCGGAGAAGCAAGGACCCAGGGCCAGUGUUAGAAAUAACCAGUUGAGGAAGGGGGUCCAGUUUUCAUAGUUUAUUUCCAUGUAAGUUCAGGGACGUGACAGUGACACAGGAAGCCACCACUGCAGAAGCCACGUAACCUUUUCUAUUCAGAAUUCGAAUUUUUCCUUGACGAGAAACCCGCUGGCUGGGGAAGGCAUGUGAUAAGGCGGCCACUCGUGAGGGCACCUGCACAGGUGAGCUGGGUGUAUUGCAGACCUCUCUGGAUUUCUCUUGCGGCCCAGAGAACCCUGCGGAGAAAGGAGUCUUGAUUCUGACGGUGCAUGGGUGGACCUCGAGUUCUGGGGUGGACAGACAGAUGGUUUACCAAGCCAGGGUCCCAGGUUCCUUCCGUCUCCGGUCUUCCCAGGAGAUGAGCAGUCGAGGGCGAGUGAGUGACGUUACUGCCGUGAGUCUUCGGUCCCAUAAGCAGGUACAGUUUCCUGUCCCCCAGGAAGCCCACCCUAUGUGGAAUCAUCCCAGAAAGGAGGUGAGGGCAGCGGGCGCUUGCUGACCGCUGGGCUGUCGGGUGCAGGAAAGCAGCUCUUCCUGAAUUACUCUGGCCUGGAAUCCUUAAAGCCGCACCUUCCCUGCAGGGCCACGAGCCCAGGCUGUGGCCCUUGUAGCACCGGUGCAGGGCCGUGCACUUCUGCCCCCUCCUCUGAGGUUUUGUGCCGCCUGAUGCGGUCCGCUUGGACCCAGCCUCGGCCUCCAGCAUCGGCUCCGGGCCUCCCAGUUUGGUGCCACCUGAACACAUUCAGGCUCAUUCCCCACGUUUGCAAAGGAGCUCUCACUACUUCACUAGGGAACAACAGUCCAACAAGAAAGGCAGCCCUGGGGCCGAGCAGACCUGGGUUCACCUGGCCUUGCCGUCCCAUCCAGCUUCCCAGGGUCCUUCCUCAGCUGUGAAACCCUGUGGCCUUGCAGGGUGUGGUGACGUUUGGACCAGUGUGAUAAAUGCCAGCCCGAUGCCCAGCCAGGGGCGGGGUGCUCAGGAGAACAGAACGUGGAUGGGACGGGGCCAAGAGCACCAGCCGGGAAACCUGCCCCGAGCCAGUGCCCUGGGGGGUCGGUGGCGGCCAGCUUGCCAGCCCCUCCCGUCGAGGCUCUGACCCUCCUCUGUCUCUGCUGAGCCCGUGGUCGUCAGUGGGAGCGAGGGUCUCCGAGGACCCCUGCUCCCGGGCAGCCCCUCCCCCAGGGAUGUGCCCGCACUGCCCCCUCCCCGUCGCGUCAGCCCACUUAACCGCCAUGCGCCCUCCAGCCUGAGUCUGAGUUUGAUUUCUUAGAGGACAGAAGGGUGAGUGUCCCCCUCAGGCCCUUCACUCCCGCUGCUUCUGGCCGAGACCACCCUUCUCUCUCCCACACCCUCUGCUGUGUUGUCGAUCCCAAGGCCUCUGUCCUUCAGACGCCUCCUCCGGCACUGAGAGGCCACUGGACACACUCGCGUUUGGGGACCGUUGAGUGUCCUUUUCCUGCUUCCUCUUUAAAACCAGAGCUUCUUGCAGGCACCCUAAGCUGGCAGGGUGUGGCUUGAGGCUCCAGGGCCCCCUUCUCUCUCCCUCUCUCUCUCUCUCUCUCUCUCUCUCUGUCCCUCAUUGAGCUGCUGUGGCCGGUCAGUGAGCUGUCUUCCCUCUCAAGGGUGACAGUGACCUUGUCCUCGGCCUGCCCUUGGUGGUACCAUCUUCCCCCUUGGGAGUGGCCAUUGGCUCCUGCCCAAUCCCCGGCCUGAGCUGUGCUCACGGGUGACGUGGGCCCCGGUGGCUCCAACCCCGCCAGUCCUUUCUCUUUGCAUUUAGAAUGUUCUGGAAGCAGGGGGGGGGGCAAUCCACAUUCCCACCUGGGGGGCUCGGAAGCCUUGCUGCAAUGUAGGUCCUCAGUGAGUAAAGUAGGGUCAGGUCUCAAAAACUGCUCAGGAGGCACAGAUGAUUGGAAAGCAAAUCCGUCACCUCUGGACGGGCUGCUUCCCUCCCUCACAUCCUCUCUGUCAGGUGCCCCGCAAGGUCAUCGCGACUUUCCUGGAGCUCCCCUGGACUGUAUUUAUGUCCUUCAAGCAAACAAACUGAAGAGCCGUCAGGAAGGAGCUCAGAUAGAAACAUGCUGAAGAUACACAUCUUUCUUUCCCAGGAAAUAUGAUUUAUUUCUAACUGCCCCUUUACACGUGGGUUUCACACGCUGUGAAGUCGUGUCUUGGAGUGAUUUUCACCCCCAUCCUUCACCAAAAAGCUAAAUAGGGCCUUUGGCAUCCAGACUUGCAUUUUCUCUUUUAGCCAUGAUUUCGACAUGUUUCUUUUUUGAUUCCCCAAGUGGCUGUCCUCGGGAAGCCCUGUGGUCAGUUGGGUCUUCGGUGCGGGCUCCGCCCCGGCCAGGCCAGGGCCCCCAGGGUGUGGGCAGGGGGGCCCAGAUCACACCCUGGCCUGCCCCUGCUCUGCUCUGUGCCCUGUGCUGACAGGUCCUUUGUCAUUCACGUUUCUAAAUCAGCUUGCCUUUCAGUCAAGACAUCACAUUCCUUCCAGUUAUGCGGAUGAGAGAAGCGGGGUGGGCAGUCACUUGGGGUAGAUGAAACAGUGCUCAGACUUUCAGUUCCAUCUCUGCCAGGAAGUAGUCACUGGAACCCAAGGUGCUGUGACAUCUGAGAGAGAGAAAUGUUGCCACACAGGGUCAGCACCUCCACGUUGGACGUUCAGCCACCUAAGUAAGACGUGAUCAUCCCCAAACCACAGAUUUUCUCCCCCUUAGAAAAGAAAUGCUGUCCUAAAAUAGAUUUUUUAAAAAAUAUGAAUAAAUUCCCUGUCUCAUUUUGGAUGUCUGCUGCUUUUUAAACAUAGAUUGACACUUUUUUUCCGGUUGGCUUUUUCAGUUUGGGUCUGAGUUGAAAUUAGAGGACAUUUCAUCAGCAGGGGAUUCUGUAAAAACGAAAAAGUCUGUUUUUAAUCUGUGAAUUUUUUUUUAAAGCCCAGAUUUUAGAAGUAUUUCUGUUUCACCAGUGUAGCAAGCACCCUCCCCAAAGGAAGGGUGCAGUGACCAUGAACUUGAAAAGCUCUCCUUAAGGCAUUUCACCUAUGAGGUGUUGUUUUUGUUGACAGCAUUUGGUUUGGGGGUUUGCGCCUUUUUGGUAAAAGUGUCCUUAUCUGAGGCCCUCAACCCAUCCAGAAAAAGGCCUUCAGUGCCGGGGAGAGGGCAGGGUUGGGGCAGGCGUGCCCAGCAGAGACCCAAGGUGGCUCUAAAGGCUGCCGGUGUACGAGCAUGAACCUGCCCCGUUAAAAGGACAGGAUCGCUGGAUUCCAGACACCGCGGGACACCUGGCUCCCAGCAGGCGCCGGCUGUGCGCAAGGAGAGGCAAGGUGGCUGCGUGAGAGAGAGGUGGGCUUGAGGCUUGUCUUGUGUUGGGCCUGGCUGUGGCAUCUGUAGAGAAGGACCCCCGAGGGUCGUGAUCACGGCGUAAGAGAGAUCCUCGCCUGUCCGACUGCGAUUAGGACUCAUCCAGAUUUCAGUGUCAGUGAGCAUUCCCUGACCUUCAGCUUUUGAGAUGCAGAUGAAAGAAAGGAACCAAACAAGGUGUGAGAGGGCUGGAGAGUCUUUGGAAUGGAGCAAACCCCCUUAACACACCCGCCGUCGGGAACAGUCGCCCCUAAAUCAGAUUAUGCCCCCGUCUCCCUAGUGCCGGACGGCAUCCACACCGGCCCGGAAGCUAAUGCCUGAGCUGGUUCAAAUACUCUUGUAAUAAGGAGACUCUGCCCAUCCCCUAGAAGCUCAUACUCAGAACUGGCGCGUGGAAAUUAAAGGUGUGUCGGGCUGGAUGAAGGACGCCCCGGGUCUCCCCACCCCUGUAACGACACCUGUGUUAGAAACCCUGGGUGCCUGGCUUCGUGCAAAGACCUUGGUGAGCAGCCCAGCUGGGGACACGGCACUCAGCUCUGCACCUGACGGUCCACUGAGUCGCCUGGGGAAAAGGUACCUCCCGCCUGGGAGGACAGAGACUGGACCCAGGGUGCCGUGAGCUGGGGACAAGCCAGGGAGUUAGCUUUUAUUGCUCAUGUGAGCCCAUCACGCACCUCUCAACCCCACCGGUCCCACCCACGGGGUCCCGGCAGCUUUCCCACCAGGACUGUUACGCGUGCACUGGUGGACCUGAGUGAGGGUCAGAGCCGUUCUGUGGUGCACAGGCCGUGGGUAGGUACCCUUGGAAACUGCUGUGUGGCUGUUCACGCAUCUUGGUCUUAGAAAUAAUGCCUUCUCCAAACGUUCAAAACCAGCACGGUUUCUCUCCUCCGACUGAGUUUUUGUGUCUAAAAUUUAUCAAAUUCUUGGGGCUGCUGCCCCUGCCCUGGUUUGAGUGCCCGUGUGCUGGUGAUGCCGUGUGCACUUGAUCAAAGGCGCUCUGCCGAGCCCCGGAAGGACCGGGCUGGCGGCCCAGGGAAGGGCUGGAAUUCGGCCACACCAGCCACAGGCAUUGCCACGUGGGUCCUAGGGUGUGGCUUCCUGCCCCAGACAAGCCCCACUCUCCUGUCCCUGACUUGGAACUGGGUUCUCAUCUUGCCACUGGGUGUGUUUCUGAAAGGGAAGCCUGAGCAGGUCAAAGGUGAUGACUGAGAGGCAUUUUUAGGAGGCAAUAGGGAAGGCCGCGCCUCGGCACAUUUUAGCACAUUUCUCUGUUCUGUAAAUAGCCAUGUAUAGAAGAUGGAAGAGUAGCCUGGGGUUUAUCCAGAGAUGGGUUUUUUUUUUUUUUUGGUUGUUUUUAUAUUACCUCAUUCAGCAAGUUUGUUUCACAAUGACUCAAUGAUGCUUUAUUUAUAUUGUUUGUACUGUAAUUAAAACCAUUGACAGACAUUUCACUUGGCUUGUUAUUUCAUAUGAUCUUGUUUUGAUUAAAUAUGCCAGUUUGUAUUUUCCUGCCUUGGGAUUUUUUUGUGUCAGCUGUACAGUAUUCUAAGGGGACAAAAAAAAAGAAAAAGAAAAAUGUGUAAAGUAAUGGAGAGAGGUGGCUAUAGUGUAGAGGCCUCUUUCUAAUAAAGAAAUGGAAAUAUGUCUA